Molecule: messenger RNA, 1929 nt
Organism: Ictalurus furcatus (blue catfish)
Lineage: Eukaryota; Metazoa; Chordata; Actinopteri; Siluriformes; Ictaluridae
Gene: prrg4
Product: proline rich Gla (G-carboxyglutamic acid) 4 (transmembrane)
Exons: 8
Coding region: 860-1492 (210 amino acids)
Cellular component (GO): extracellular region
Molecular function (GO): calcium ion binding
Source: RefSeq, a predicted model, not a curated record
CGAAAUACAUGCAUCUCGGCUACUAUAUAGAAGGUAAAUACGCGGUUUGAGACGCAGCCCACUGUCUAUUAGCACGUACAGCAUGACAAAUAAUUAACUGCACUUGAAGCGUUUGUAAAAAUUUUAAUGAAAACCACCUAAAACUGUAUACAGUACCAUAACGAAGACGAACUGUAUGUUAAUACGUGAAAUUCUGGAGGGAACGUCGGACGGCGUGGCGCGGUGACGUAAUGGCGUGUGACGUUAAUCGAACUAUGUUCUAGAACAUGCAAAACGGGUACAUGAAAGUAAUAUUCUAAAAGCGACUCAUGUAAACACCUUAAUCACAUUGUUAUCUUACUCGGAGUAAGGUCAAUAAUUAGAUUACUGCUGUCCAUGUCCAUGUAGUCAGAGAGAGAAUAUAUAGUUUACAUUCACAUCGACCUAAUACGCAUUAAUACAGGAUAUGCUGCAAAACUAAUCCGCACUAUAAUUUCACUCAUGAGCAAAUUCACAUUGUUGUGUCUGCGUUUUGUGCGUUGGUGCAUGAUUUGCUCUGGUUCAUGACGACAGAAAAGUUUCCUCCGCAUUUCCUCUCAGUUCUGCUGCUCUGCUCGGCUCUCGCCCAGAUAAUCCGGUUUUCCUCGGCGCUCGUGAGUGUCUUGAACACGACAGUAUCAGUGAUUAUGGCGCGUUGCCAUGGAACAGGUGGUGGUGCGUUCAGGAUUUGAUGAUCUAAAGCGAAACUUCCUGAAACACGAUGAGUCCUCUUCGACUGUACCGAGAAUAGUGAUAAAGCGAAACACUUGAGGAAUUUUAACCGGAACUGAAAACGAACUCCUUUGGGAUCUAGACUGAAGGAUUUAACAGCUGGACAGAAAUGCUGAUAUUUGUUUUUGUGCUGUGUGGCUUCACCUUCUGUGGACUCUGUGUGUGUGAGAGAGAUACACAAAGCUCCAAGCAGGUAGAAGACAGAAAUGCCGUGUUUACGGAAGAACAGGAGGCCAAUACGUUUUUAGGACGCCACCUGCUGUACAACCGAUUCGACUUUGAAAUCUUCACCCCAGGCAAUUUGGAGAGAGAGUGUAUCGAGGAAGUGUGCAACUAUGAAGAAGCGCGUGAGGUUUUUGAAAAUAUUCCAGACACAGAUGCUUUCUGGAAAAAGUAUACAGAGGCUCAGAAUCAGGGGCAGAAAAUCGAUGUGACUGCUCUGUUGGUGGGCAUCAUCGCAGGGGGCGUGGCCAUCAUCAUAAUGGGGCUCCUGAUCUGGUAUUCCUGCCAGAAGCAGUGCAAAAAUAAGCCCGUCAGGAGUCGUUCGAGACGCAGUAAUGCCUCUGUGAUCAUUAGGAGGCUAGAGGAGGUGUCGCUGCACCCCAUCCCUGCUCCUCCUUUAUCAGAUGAAAUGGAAACACAUGGUCUCCCCUCAUACGAGCAGGCCAUUGCUAUAACUGGACCCCACGAUGCUCCACCACCGCCAUAUCCCGGAUCGAGACCAGGCACCAUUCAACGAUAAGCCAACCCUGUCAUCAAAUAAACCUGGAUUGGGUGUUUCUUAAUUUAAACCAGAAACUGUAAUGUGGUGUUAUGAACUAUGUUUUGUUUCAGAAUCACUUAUAGAGCUGGCUUGGUUAUGAAUAACGUCUAUAAUGUACUGGUUUUACACUAAUUAGAACGUUUAAUUUAUCUAAUAUUUGAUUGCUCCUACAUUUUGCAGUGCUGUAUAAGUAGAUAGUUAGCCAGGUCAUUUCAGUUUACAUUUGUGAAUGAAGCACACUAAGAUUAUGCUAAAUGCCAAUAGCCUAUAAUGCAUUUGAUUCCAUGUGUCUGUGAGGGCUUUUGAUGAAGGAAAAUAGUGAAGAAAGUUGAUUAAUAUAAUUAUGAAUACUACAUAUAGAACUCAGUUGUUUCCCAUUAACACUGACCUACUAAACAAUACCAGCUUUACCUCGU